AUGGUAAUUGUAGGUUUCUCAAACCUUAGGGGUUUUUUGCCUAAUUGCCAAACCACAGAGAAGAUCAACAAUGAAGAUUCAAGUCUUGACACUGCACGUGGAGUUGCUCCCAAGAGAGGAAUGGUUCUUCCCUUCACUCCCCUCACCACGUCCUUUGACAGCGUAAAAUACUUUGUGGAUAUGCCACCAGAGAUGAAGGAACAAGGAGUAACCGAAGACAGGCUCCAAUUACUUCGCGAAGUAACCGGUGCAUUUAGGCCCGGUGUCUUGACUGCCCUGAUGGGAGUCAGUGGGGCUGGAAAAACUACACUCAUGGAUGUUCUAGCGGGAAGGAAAACAGGUGGUUACAUCGAAGGUGAUAUCAGAAUUUCUGGAUUCCCCAAGAUUCAAGAAACAUUCGCUAGAAUUUCUGGAUACUGUGAGCAAACCGACAUCCACUCACCACAAGUCACCAUUCGUGAAUCUUUGAUUUACUCAGCUUUUCUUCGACUCCCUAAGGAAGUCAGCAAGGAGGAAAAGAUGGUUUUUGUGGAUGAAGUGAUGGAUCUAGUUGAACUAGACAACCUCAAAGAUGCCAUUGUAGGGCUUCCAGGAGUUACAGGUCUAUCAACAGAACAGAGAAAGAGAUUGACAAUAGCGGUGGAGCUAGUUGCUAAUCCAUCAAUCAUAUUCAUGGAUGAACCAACUUCUGGUCUUGAUGCAAGAGCAGCAGCUAUUGUUAUGAGAACUGUGAGAAACACAGUGGAUACAGGGCGAACUGUUGUUUGCACAAUCCAUCAACCUAGUAUUGAUAUCUUUGAAGCAUUUGAUGAGCUGCUACUGAUGAAAAGGGGAGGACAAGUGAUCUACUCAGGACCACUGGGACGGAAUUCUCAUAAGAUCAUUGAAUAUUUUGAGGCAAUUCCUGGAAUUCCCAAAAUUAAAGAAAAAUACAAUCCAGCAACAUGGAUGCUAGAAGCGAGCUCAGUUGCUGCAGAAGUCCGGCUUGGAAUUGAUUUUGCCGAACACUACAAAUCAUCAUCCUUGCAUCAACGAAACAAGGCUCUAGUGAAAGAGUUGAGUGUACCUCCACCAGGGGCAAAAGACCUCUAUUUCACAUCACAAUUUUCUCAGCACAAUUUGGGGCAAUUCCAAUCCUGCCUAUGGAAGCAGUGGUUGACUUAUUGGAGAAGCCCCGAUUACAACAUCGUGAGGAUGUUCUUCACCUUAGCUGCUGCCCUUAUGGUUGGAACAGUUUUCUGGCAGGCUGGCAAAAAAAGGGAUAACACGGGUGAUUUGACCACGAUCAUAGGGGCAAUGUAUGCUGCUGUCCUGUUUGUUGGAAUUAAUAACUGCGGGACAGUACAACCAGUAGUAGCUAUUGAAAGAACCGUAUUUUAUAGAGAAAAAGCUGCUGGGAUGUAUUCUGCAUUACCAUAUGCCUUGGCACAGGUAAUCACUGAAUUACCAUACGUGCUUGUUCAAACCAUCCUUUUUAGUCCUAUAGUGUAUUCUAUGGUGGGCUUCGAAUGGGCAGUGCAUAAAUUCUUUUGGUUCUUCUUCGUCACCUAUGCCUCUUUUCUCUACUUCACAUACUAUGGAAUGAUGACUGUUUCCAUCACACCAAACCACCAAGUAGCAUCUGUUUUGGCAGCCGCUUUCUAUGCACUCUUCAAUCUUUUCUCGGGUUUCUUCAUCCCUAGACCGGUAAUUUCAUUUUCCUCUUUUUGUUUUCUGUGCCUUUAG
Camellia sinensis is the source of this 1725-nucleotide messenger RNA. NCBI's taxonomy places the organism in Eukaryota, Viridiplantae, Streptophyta, Magnoliopsida, Ericales, Theaceae. The record is from RefSeq and is a predicted model, not a curated record.